Eimeria acervulina is the source of this 810-nucleotide messenger RNA. RefSeq names its product alcohol dehydrogenase class III, putative. The transcript is spliced from 7 exons. Lineage: Eukaryota; Apicomplexa; Conoidasida; Eucoccidiorida; Eimeriidae. Gene Ontology annotation, biological process: formaldehyde catabolic process. Gene Ontology annotation, cellular component: cytosol. The coding region runs from base 1 to 810 and encodes 269 amino acids. Gene Ontology annotation, molecular function: zinc ion binding; S-(hydroxymethyl)glutathione dehydrogenase [NAD(P)+] activity. The record is from RefSeq and is a predicted model, not a curated record.
AUGAGUGACCUUCCGCAAACCAUCGUCUGCAAGGCGGCCGUUGUCAUGGCUCCCGGCCAGCCCUUUGAAAUAAUGGAGAUUAACGUAGCACCCCCCAAACGAGGCGAAGUCCGUGUGAGGAUUCUCUACGCGUGCCCCUGCCACACGGAUGAGAUCACUCAACGAGGGGUUGACCCAACUGGCAAAUACCCGUGCAUCUUGGGACACGAGUCCUGCGGAGAGGUGGAGUCCAUCGGAGAAGGCGUCAUCACCUGCAAACCCGGCGACAAAGUCAUCCCCCUUUGGGAGAUGUGCUUGUUAGGAUGUGGAGUGCCAACGGGCAUGGGCGCUGCCAUGAACACAGGAAAGGUUGAAAAGGGAUCUACUGUAGCUGUCUACGGACUCGGCUGCGUUGGCCUGGCGUGCGUGGAAGGCGCCCACCUGUGUGGUGCAAAGGAAAUAAUCUGUGUCGAUAUCAACGACCACAAACUGGAAGUUGCAAAGAAAUUCGGAGGCACGAAAUUCAUCAAUCCGAAGAAAUUCGACAAGCCGAUUCAGGAAGUUAUAAUUGAUAUGACAGAUGGCGGAGUAGACUACGCAUUUGAGUGCACGGGGAGCACCAAAGUGAUGCGCAGCGCACUUGAGUCGACUUGCAAAGGUUGGGGCCUAGCAGUUAUCGUCGGAAUCGGCGAAGCCGGCAAAGAGAUCAGCACCAGACCGUACAAUUUCAUUGUAGGACGGCAACUUAAGGGCUCUGUAUUUGGCGGCUGGAGAUCCAGAGAGGACAUUCCUAAGCUCGCCCAGAAAGUCAUCAAUGGAGAGAUUAAGUAA